AUGAAAGCAAUCGCAUUUUUCUUUACAACUCUAAUAAUUCUUGCAUUUACCAAUUAUGCAAUAGCAACAAACGACGAAGAGGAUAAAGGAUCUAAAAAUUUGUCAAAAGGGGAACAUAAGAGCGGGAAAAUGGCAAAAGACAGACUCACAGAAGUUUGUAAGGAGCUUGGACAUUAUUCAAAGGCGGUAGAAAACGAAUUUAAAAAAGGGAACAUAUUGGCAGAAAUGACAAGAGUUCUCAUUGAAUGGAUCCAAGAAUUUGAUCUGUCUUCAAAGAGAUCGUUUAAAGAGGAAAUUAACGAAAUGAUACUCUUUGAACGCAACCUUUUGUCUGAAAAAGAAAGCAUUUAUACCGAAACCUUUACAAUUUACAACGAAGGUUGUGCCUUAUUGUUUGAGCUCAAAGAAAUGUUAAAGAGUGAUAUAAAUGAUUUUAUCAGUGAAGAGAAGGAGAAUGAAACAACUAUAAUGAUAGAAGCUCACAAGGAUAUACUGACAAAGUUGGAAGUGUAUGAAGUGUUGUUUACAGAGUUUAGAAGUUUUGCAGGUUUAACCAUGGAACUUGGACUAGAAAUGCCGGGAGAAGAGGCAAAUGGUAGUUUUGGUCCCCUUUCCAGAGGUUCAAAAGGACUCACUGAUGAAGAUUACAUUUUUGAUAUGUUUCUAGGUUCACAUGCUCUUCCGUCCUGUUCCAAGAAAGAACUCAUUACAAUGUCUGGAACCAUACGCAGGCUUUUGAUAAGAAAAUUGAUUGUUAUCAAGAUGAUAAAGACAGAUGUAAUGGAAUAUCUCGAGAAGUCUAGAGCGAUUUUCAAGGAAUCUCGUUCCUUCAUUGAGCACAUGCCUAGACAGUACAAAACAGCGAUAAUACAAGAGGCAUAUGGAAAGUUGGUGCAUAAAAAUAACCAAGUGGAGAUUUCCGGGAAGAAUGUUUUGCCACAUAUUUUAUCGGCUGAAGAAGACCUUGAAAAAUUUAAUGAAGAUAUCAAUAAUUGCUUACCUCAACUUUCUAGAUUCUCUGAAAGCCAAAUUAUUAGCGGCAAAAUACAAAAACUAUGCAUUGAAGCGUUCAAAAAUUCUAUUUUGACCCUAGAAGCAAUUGGAGAGACAAUGUCUGAAUUGCUCUUGGACUCUUCAAAAAUCACGUCUGCUGCGCAAUUGGUCGAACACUACUUUAAUUUUAUAAAAUUUUACUCAGAAGAAGCUGCUAAGGGGACUAUAAAUGGAGACUAUGACGAAUCAUGCAAGGAAGGUGUAGAUAGUGUGGACUCUGAGCUAAAUUUUGGUUCAUGUAUACAAAAAUCAAGUGAUGCUAAUGAGCCGCAAGAUUGUCAUUCUCCUAGUAAAGAGAGUUCUAUAGACGUUGUAAAGGUAAGUAGAGAAUUAAAAUUUGAUGAUGAAUGCAAGGGUAAUGAUGCAGAUGAUAAAAUGGCCAAUGAGAGCGAUUCGAGGACAGAAAAUGAUGGAAUGCUAUCCUGUGACGUAAAGUCGGUUUUUAUCAUUCUAAUUUCCCUAUUGCACAUGUAA
Messenger RNA from Theileria equi strain WA, 1527 nucleotides. Its product is annotated as signal peptide containing protein. The transcript has a single exon. Bases 1 to 1527 code for a protein of 508 amino acids. Lineage: Eukaryota; Apicomplexa; Aconoidasida; Piroplasmida; Theileriidae. The record is from RefSeq and is a predicted model, not a curated record.